AUGGAUACAAGAAAGUCUACAUUUGGUUAUGUGUAUCUUUUAGCUGGAGGAGCAAUUUCAUGGAAAAGUGUAAAGAAGUUUGUCAUUGUUGCAUCCACCAUUGAACAUGAAUUUGUGGCAUGCUUUGAGGCCACGGUUCAGGCUAAUUUGUUGAGGAACUUUAUCUCAAGACUUGGAGUAGUCGACAAUAUGGUUAGAACACGAGGAAAUUUAGCUAGACGCGGUUCAAAUGAUGCACCAGAGAGUUCUAGACAGGGUGGUACACGGAAGAGACCCACAGCUUCGGCUCGUAGAAGGGGUCAGCAUGAGGCUAAUGUGGUUGAGGAUGAUAUUGUUCAGAAUGAGGUUUCUGACGUUCCUCAGGAGGACGAGCACGGCAUUGAUAACGAUGGUGGAGGAUUUCCUGGGGGUCCAUAUGAUACAUCUUUAUUGACCCGAUACCAGGAUCAUGUUGCACGCAUGAUAUGGGAUGGUCAGGAUCGAGUUGUGAAAGUGGUCUCUCAUAUUAAAAAGGUGAAGAAAUUAGGACGUCCUCAUCCUUCUGUUGCACCUUUUGUGUUAGCUUCUGGAUUAUCGCCUCUGUGCGAUAUUUUAUAUGAAUAUAUCGAUCUUGGGUUAGUAUUGGGUUUCGUGGAGAGAUGGCAUCCCGAGACUAAUACUUCUCAUCUACCCAUUGGGGAGAUGACCAUCACUUUGGAUGACGUAUGGUCACUUCUCCAUCUUUCCAUCAGUGGAAACUUUUGCUCCACUGAAAAUCUUGAAUAUGAAGAGUCUGUUGAGAUUUUGACGAUACUUCUUGGUGUUGACCGGGCCAUGGCUUGUGCGGAGCUUAAUCAAAGUCGGGGUGCACAGGUCCGACUUAGCUGGUUGAGAGAGUUGUAUGACAGCUGUUGUGAAAACGAGCUAUGGGAGUUUGCUGCACGUGCAUAUCUUUUGCACCUUGUAGGGUGCACGAUAUUUGCUAACAAAAGCGCGACCUAUGUUCGUACACAUUAUCUCGAGCUAUUUAGAGAUCUCUCCAGAUGUCGUACAUAUGGUUGGGGAGUUGCUGCUCUUGUCCACUUAUAUGAGCAGCUAGGAGAUGCCAGCUUUGCAAAUACAAAGCAAUUAGCUGGAUAUCUACCUCUUUUGCAGGCUUGGAUAUACGAACACUUCCCUACAUUGGGAAGGAAGCAAGUACGGGAUACAUAUGUGGAGACCGAACCCCGUGCUCUACGUUAUGUCACUGGACGCGCCAUUUCCGCUAUAGCUGAUGUUAGAGUCCAGUUGGAUGGCUUGACAUAUGAUGGGAUGAUUUGGAACCCAUAUGUAGCACAUAGAGCUGCUCGACAAACGAGUGAAUGCAACACGUAUCAAAACUAA
This is a messenger RNA of Vigna unguiculata (cowpea), 1362 nucleotides long. NCBI's taxonomy places the organism in Eukaryota, Viridiplantae, Streptophyta, Magnoliopsida, Fabales, Fabaceae. The record is from RefSeq and is a predicted model, not a curated record.